This is a messenger RNA of Insectozyma verbasci, 1572 nucleotides long. Lineage: Eukaryota; Fungi; Ascomycota; Pichiomycetes; Serinales; Debaryomycetaceae. The record is from the annotation of a GenBank genome assembly.
AUGUCAUUUUCAUUUAAUGGUUUAAUUCAUGAAUUUCCAUUUCAGAUAGAUUGUUUUAAUAAUAAUGCAGAAGCUUAUUUUUUAACUCAUUCACAUUCAGAUCAUUUAACAGGGUUACUUAACAAAUCAUUUACUGGUUAUGUUUAUUGUACUAAAAUUACGCGUGAUAUAUUAGCCACAGAUGAUAGAUUUUCAGAAGUAAUUAAAUAUUUCAAAGUUAAAGAAUAUAAUACUCCAUUCUACAUAGACACAUUCAUUGACGGUAGGGUCACAGUUACAUUAAUCAACUCUUAUCAUUGUCCUGGGUCAACCAUGUAUCUCAUGGAAUCUGAAUAUACGUCAAUUUUAUUCACUGGUGAUUUAAGAGCUGAAAGUUGGUGGUUAAACACAUUAGAAAAGAAUAAAUAUUUAUUUCCAUAUUUAACUGGUUUGAAGAGGUUGGAUAAUAUUUAUCUAGAUACUACGUUUUCAUAUCGUGGAGAACCAUAUAUUGAUAUUAUGCCAAAUACCGAUGGAAUAGUUGCAUUAAUUGAAUUUCUUAAAUUGUACCCGCCAGAUAUUGAAUUUUUAUUUAUUGAUGCUGUGUCUGGAUCAGAAGAAGUUUGGUUCAAUGUUGUUGAAUAUUUCAAUGGUCUUUUAAUACCUGAUGAGAAAAUUAGAAAGAGAUUAGAAGUGAUAGAUGAGAAAAUUAAUAGAUCUGAUGAAACUGGAAGGAAAUUCUAUGUUGGAAAACAUGAAAAUAACGGGAAAAGAGUCUGGAUCAAACACUGUAUCGAUUUUAAUAUUGUCGAUUAUAUUACAAACUGUAUACCCAAAAAAACUAAAGAUUAUGAUGUUUUAGAAAUGUUUGAUAAUUAUUUACUUGUAAGACAUGAUAAACAAGAAUGGAUAUAUUAUAAUGAAGAAUUACUCCCAAGAAAUAUAUUACUCAUGUUUUCUCGUCAUUCAUCAUAUACUGAAUCAAAACAAUUAGUUGAAAUGUUUCAACCAAGGACAGUGUGGCCAUGUACUGAGACUCAAAAAUCGUGGCUUAACGGGUUUUCAAUAGCUCAUGCAUUUGGAGGAGAUAAUCACAGAUACGAUUUAGAAAUGACUAAACUUUAUGGCGCUCCUUUAAUUCCCGAUAGACCUGUUGCUGUCAUUGAUAGAUGGUCAUUUGCUCAGUGUUUACAAGAAAUUGAAUUUUUGAAACAAUAUAAUGGCGAAAAUGUUAAAGAUCAUCCAUUUAAGGGAACUAUGAAGUUUGAAGAUCAUCAAAAAUGGAAAAGAGACUUUAAAUUACAAGGAGUUAUUACAGGUAGAGGUGAAUUUAAAUAUAAUGAAAUUAUAAAUUUACAUCAACAAUUAACUAAUCAAUAUUCAACUGAUGAAAAUAUACAAGAUCAUGAUUAUGAAAUUGAUUCUGAAAGUGAACCAGAACAACUACCUUCAAUUAUUGAUUCCAGUUUUCUUGAACAAUCAUUUGAUGAAAUUUAUUCAAGUCAAGUUAGUACCACAAGAAUAGAUUCAAUAGUCAACAAUUUAAAUAAAGACCCAAGAAAUUGGUUUAUGUAUAAAUUUAAUACACAUUAA